GCAGCAGCAAAAUCAGUUCAAUUCGCAGCAGUCGCAAAUUGUUGCACAGCAGGAUUCUGGAGCAGCUGUCUUGGCAGAACGAUUGGAAUGUCUGGAGACUGCUUCACAGGGUUGGAGGAGGAGGGUAGCCCCGGCCGACGCAGGCAAAUUCUCUGUCGCCGGCCGAAUGCCGGCGGUGGAAAAGUCGCGGUCAAUGUUAGCCGUUGUGGCUGGAGCAGGCGGAGCAGGAACACCCACGUCGAACGAUCAGAGAAAACGGAGGUGCCCACCGAUGAAUAGAUUCCGCAGCAGGACUGCAAUCUCUUCCAAUACGAGCCCAACUGCAACUGGCCCCAGUUCUGCUACACAGUUGACGAGCACUGUUUCCGGAUCGCCCUUCAAGAGGAGCAUUUCUGCUCCAGGAGCACCCGAACAGGACCUCAAUUCCGAUACAGGAGGUGUGAGCGUGCCGAUACCCCGUACAGACGACGAGACAUUCAACGCGUUCUUCCUGAGCGCCACAGAGACUCCCCCUUCGAACAAUUCUUCUGUCGAGAUCGACAGCGUCGACCUGGACGCGGUGUCUAAGGACGCCCGACAAAUGCUGGUUCUAAGGCGCACUGUGCAGGCACAGCGUGGCAGACGCGCCGGUUCGCGCAACCCGGUUCGAGCCCUCGCCCAACGCGAAGACCUAAGGGACAGCUACGCCGAAGUUAGGACGGAUGUGGCCGAUCGGGAAUUGAAAAGGAUGAAAGUCGAAAAAUUGGCUAAAGGCUCUUCCAUGGCCGUGGAAGCCUUAGCAGGAUUAGCAAGUAAAGAAGACUUCACAGCUGUAAACUUACGAAAGGCAGCAGCCAGUGCCUCGUUCACCAUGGUCCCUCACAAACCCCUAAUGCUCAUACAAGUCAAGGGCAGGAGACACGUCCAGGCCAGGCUGGUUGAACCGGUAGCCUCCAGUAUCAAUUCUGGGGACGCCUAUGUCCUGGUGACACCCGAUGAGGUUUACUUGUAUCUAGGAUUAUAUUCGAAUGUUAUCGAGAGGUCUAGAGGCGCUGAUAUCGUGCAGUGUAUACAGCAGAAGAAGGAUUUGGGUUGUUCGAGUGGUGCUAAGGUUUACACGAUUAAUGAGGAGAAGGUGAUGGUUGGGCAGAGUGUUAAAAAGUUUUGGACGCUGCUUGGAUGUCCGGAAGGAGGCAAGCCCGUCAAAGCCGGUCACCCCGACGAAGACGAGUUGUACGAGUCCGGCAUAGUCGACACCAACAUGGCGUACGAGCUCCAAGGCGACGAACUCGUGCCCUUAGAAAAAUACUGGGGCGGCAUUCCCAGAAUAUCAAUGCUGGACCCAAGUAAAAUCCUGGUGUUCGAUUUUGGUUCCGAGAUGUACGUGUGGAACGGCAAAACCGCCAGCAUCGAUGACCGAAAAAGUGCUUUGAAACUAGCCCAAGAAUUAUGGGCCGAAGGCUAUGAUUACUCGAAUUGUGAUGUGUGUCCUUUGAACGUGACGGAGUUAUUAGGUGAUCGGGGUAUGCGUGAUGAUGAUGUGGUGAAGGCUAAGAAGAGUGAUACUAGGCCUGAAUGGGCUUUGAUUGGUAAAAUCAAUCAGCAUAUGGAAACUGUGCUGUUUCGCGAGAAGUUUUUGGACUGGCCUGAUUUUUCGCGUGUGAUCCAGUCUAAAACUUUAGACAACGGUGAGGAAAAGUGCGCGGAUGCUACUAUAGAUUUAUCACCGUGCAAUGCCAAAACAAUGAUCGACACUAAACCAUCCUUGCCCUCGCUGAAACUAGAAACCGAUGAAGUCGGACGCGGUGACUUUCAUUUCAACGAAGAGUUGGGCAAGCGUUGUGAGAUUACUACUGUUAAGGUCACGGUGUGGAGGGUGCAAGAAUACAAAUCCAGCGAGUUGGAUGACUCCAAAAUCGGGCAUUUCUAUUCCGGUGAUGGUUACGUCGUCCGGUGGCAGUACCUAGUUUCUGUCACCGGUCGCGAGUUGGGGGGUAAGCCGUCCCGGCAUUCCCUAUCCGGGCGUGAUCGUUGUGCCUAUUUUUGUUGGCAAGGACGCACCGCCACAAAUAUUGAUAAAGGUGCUGCAGCCUUAAUGACUGUACAAUUAGACAAAGAACGAGGACCUCAAAUCCGGGUUGCACAAGGCCGAGAGCCCCCGGCGUUUGUCAACUUGUUCUCAGGCGGUAUGAUUGUGCAUGAGGGUAAACGCGGUGAGACUCGGAGUGAUAGGUAUAGACUAUACACUUGUAGGGGUUGUGUGCAAAACGAGGCUGUUUUAGAAGAAGUGCCUUGUAGUAUGCGCCAAUUACGAAGCAGGGCUUCUUUGGUCUUGGUGGAUACUGAAAAUAACACUAUUGUGGUUUGGCAUGGUGCACGCAGUUUGAAGCACGUUAAAGAAGUCGCACGCGCGGCUGCUACAAGAUUGCAAAGCACCAAACCCCAAGACUUAUUUGCAUUCAACCAAAAAGUGACUUUAUCAGAAACCACUGAAGGCAACGAAAACAAUACAUUUUUGGAAGCCUUGGGCGGUUGCAACCGUAAACUUUACGUAUCCAUGAUCAAAUCAACAACCAACACAUUCGACUACACACCAAGACUCUUCCACUUAUCGAGCAUCUCUGGAACCUUCGAACCAACAGAAAUUUUAUGUCCUCUACGUCAUGAUACCCUGCACACUCCAUUUCCGUUCUCCCAAAGAGACCUAUACUCGGUCAGCCAACCUGCGAUAUUUUUACUGGACAACGAGACGUCUCUAUGGUUAUGGCAAGGCUGGUGGCCUCCUGGACAAGAUAUGGACGAUGAUACUGAUUCUGCACUUUUGGGGUCUGACCAGACUGGUUCUGGUGCUGUUCGUUGGCAGGCUGAAAGGAGGGCUGCUAUGCAGACUGCUGUCGAUUAUUGGAAGGUCAAACAUGGUUCUGCGAAGGAUGUUAAGGGAUAUCUGGUGUGGGCUGGAUUGGAGCCUUUGGAGUUUACGAAUUUGUUCCCGGUUUGGCAGGACAGGGACGAUAUUGCGGAAAUCAACAUGAAGGAGGGAAAGAAAGCAGGCGAGCCAAUAUCCCUCCAAGGCGAGCUGUCUCAACUGACCUGCUCCACCUACCAUCCAGAUAUCCUCCUCCAAAGACCUCUACCCGAAGGUGUAGACCCUACAAGACUAGAACUCUAUUUGGAGCCAAGAUACUUCAAGGAACUCUUAGGAUUGACCAAGGAGGAAUUCAACGAACUGCCCACGUGGAAACAGACCAAGGUCAAAAAGGACAAGGGUUUAUUUUAGACUUUUUUACACAUUUUUUAUAUUUAUGAUAUUAUCGAAAGGCAAACGACGAUUUUUUAAAUAAAUGUUGAGAUUUUUUUGGAAACGUCUUUUUGGAUACUGCCUCGGAAAAGUGAUACGCGAAAUUUGUAUAGAUUUAAAAAGUAAUUUAGCUUGUAAGUAUAUGCAUAUUUAUUCAUUUUUAUAUAUAUGAUAUGAUGACACGACAAGGUAACUUAAACGUAAUCGAUAGUUUUAUUGAUAGAUGAAUUUUUUUGAG
Messenger RNA from Ctenocephalides felis (cat flea), 3515 nucleotides. RefSeq names its product supervillin-like. The record is from RefSeq and is a predicted model, not a curated record. Gene Ontology annotation, biological process: barbed-end actin filament capping; actin filament severing; cytoskeleton organization. Gene Ontology annotation, cellular component: actin cytoskeleton; cytoplasm. NCBI's taxonomy places the organism in Eukaryota, Metazoa, Arthropoda, Insecta, Siphonaptera, Pulicidae. Gene Ontology annotation, molecular function: actin filament binding; phosphatidylinositol-4,5-bisphosphate binding.